Messenger RNA from Colius striatus (speckled mousebird), 1990 nucleotides. RefSeq names its product general transcription factor IIB (gene GTF2B). The record is from RefSeq and is a predicted model, not a curated record. Gene Ontology annotation, molecular function: RNA polymerase II general transcription initiation factor activity; TBP-class protein binding. Bases 899 to 1756 code for a protein of 285 amino acids. Gene Ontology annotation, cellular component: nucleus; transcription preinitiation complex. Lineage: Eukaryota; Metazoa; Chordata; Aves; Coliiformes; Coliidae. Gene Ontology annotation, biological process: transcription initiation at RNA polymerase II promoter; transcription preinitiation complex assembly. The transcript is spliced from 7 exons.
GGGCCGAGCGGCCUCUGAGGGGCCGCCCCCGGCCGGAGGUCGGGACUGCCGGGCUGGGCCCGACUAGCCGCUGCGGUUCUUCCUGGCGUUAUUAGUCGGUAGCGCACCGCGAGGACGUAGGCGAUUUGGUAGCGACUUGGAACUUGAUUAUGGAGCCCCUCGUUAGCGUGAGCUCGGUCCUACCGGCGCUUGUGCUUUAGCCCUUCUCCCCGCAGGGCCAAGCCCAUCCCUCGGCAGUGCCUUCCCUUCGUGCCGCGGAGCGCGGCCCCGGCGGCGGGGCACGGAGCGUCUGCUGCCAUAUCCCCCGGGCGGGCCCCGCCUGGGCGCCCAGACCCCGCUGCCCUCGGCCCGGCGGCGGGCAGCCUGCGGCCGCCGCUCGACCCCCUCACCGCCUCCCAGCCGAGGUGGCUGCUCCCUGCCUUGAUUAUCGGGCCCUGGCAGUAGUUCUUGUGCUCCCACCCUAAAUCCGUACCGGCACUAGUCAGUGCCCAAACUGGUCUUGGGCUGUCAAUUAGACUUUUCCCCUGGAGAUUCAUCGAAGGUUUGUUUCAAGUCAGGAAUGAAGGAAGGCCUGCAGAGUGGACUGUGAACUGACUCUAUUACUCCUGUGGAACCUGUCCUAGGAUCCAGGGAGUGCUUCCUCGUAGUAUGACUCCAACUCGGGAGCUAUUUGCUGAGCUUACACACGUGCUGUGCGUUUUCCUUCCUUAGAGUUAGCUUAGCGUAUUGAGCCUAUAUGUUACAAGGAGGUACAGUACAUGUGUCUGGAUAAACGAGUUAAACUUGGAAUAGGAAGACUAGUUCUUACAGCGUUUUGUGAAGUUUGGAUGUACUUCCGAGAGUGACUUGUCCAAAUCAUCCAGAUUCCAUUUUAGUAGAGGAUUACAGAGCUGGUGAUAUGAUUUGUUCUGAGUGUGGGCUAGUAGUUGGUGACCGGGUCAUAGAUGUGGGGUCAGAGUGGAGAACCUUCAGCAAUGACAAAGCAACAAAAGACCCAUCUCGAGUCGGGGAUACCCAGAAUCCUUUGCUGAGCGACGGAGACUUGAGUACAAUGAUUGGCAAGGGCACAGGUGCAGCAAGCUUUGAUGAGUUUGGGAAUUCCAAGUACCAAAACCGCAGGACUAUGAGCAGCUCUGACCGUGCCAUGAUGAAUGCUUUCAAAGAAAUCACGAACAUGGCAGACAGGAUCAACCUCCCUAGAAAUAUAGUUGAUCGAACAAAUAAUUUAUUCAAGCAAGUGUAUGAACAGAAAAGCCUGAAGGGAAGGAGUAAUGAUGCUAUUGCUUCUGCUUGUCUCUACAUUGCCUGCAGGCAAGAGGGUGUUCCCAGAACGUUUAAAGAAAUAUGUGCAGUGUCCAGGAUUUCAAAGAAGGAAAUAGGCCGGUGUUUCAAACUCAUUCUGAAAGCUCUGGAAACCAGCGUUGAUCUCAUUACAACUGGAGACUUCAUGUCAAGAUUCUGUUCCAAUCUGGGUCUUCCCAAACAAGUGCAAAUGGCAGCAACACACAUUGCCCGUAAAGCUGUGGAGCUAGACUUGGUUCCUGGGAGAAGCCCUAUCUCUGUGGCAGCUGCAGCUAUUUACAUGGCAUCACAAGCUUCUGCAGAGAAAAGGACACAAAAAGAAAUCGGUGAUAUUGCUGGUGUGGCUGACGUUACCAUCAGACAGUCGUACAGGCUCAUCUACCCGCGAGCUCCAGAUCUCUUCCCAGCAGACUUCAAGUUUGACACCCCAGUAGACAAGCUACCCCAGCUGUGAAAUUGCUUUUAAUUUCUAUUAAAAAAAAGCCAACCCAACAACAACAAACUUGAUUUUUUUUGCCUAUAAUAAAAGGAUGUACAAAGUGUUAAUAUUGAGUCUUCAUGUUGUGGAACUGGAGGAGGAACGUUGACUGCUGGAAGGCAGCACACAUUCCAAGGGUAAACAAGCUCAUUGUGUGGCAUUUUGUAUGUAUAUAUUAGUGGAAGUAAAUAUUUAAUGACUGUUGCAACA